Brenthis ino (lesser marbled fritillary) is the source of this 603-nucleotide messenger RNA. The record is from the annotation of a GenBank genome assembly. Lineage: Eukaryota; Metazoa; Arthropoda; Insecta; Lepidoptera; Nymphalidae.
AUGUCUAUGAAGAAAUUAAUGAUUACUUUCAAAUUUCCAGAUUUGAUUCAACCAAUAAGGCUGCAACCCAGCGCGCAUAAGAACAGAGACUACAGCGGUAUCAGGCUGCAGGCCAGCGGGUGGGGCUUGAACUGGACAAAUGGUGUCGGUCCUCAAAAUCUUAAUUGGGUAUAUCUGGUCGGUGAUUCUAAUGAAUUCUGCAAGAUUGCCUAUAGUAACAGCAGCGUAAUCGCAGAUACUACAAUCUGCGCAAGCGCAUACAAUGUGUCUUCCCAGUCCACUUGCCAGGGUGAUAGUGGUGGUCCUCUUGUGAUUGAAGAUGUAGAUGGAAAACCUACUCAAGUCGGCGUCACCUCCUUCGUUUCCAGAACUGGUUGCCACACAGAUUUCCCGGCUGGUUUCGUUCGUCCCGGUCAUUACUUCGAUUGGUUCUACGAAAUAACCGGAAUUGACUUUGACUGGGAUCCUGAAUCCUUAGAGGCAUCAUCAUCUAGCGAGUCUCAUGAAGACAACGUAGAGACAGAAGAAGAGAAAGAGGAAGAGAAAGAGGAAGACGAAGACGUAGAAGAAGAAAAGGAGGAAGAAAAUGAAGAAGAUAAUUAU